AAGUAGCCAGCAACAGUAUUUUGUUGUUUCCAAUGGAGUUUCGCUAAAUAUUCCUAAUAUUUUGGUUGCCACCAUUUACCCUUGACAAAACUCGAGACUGGAUACCUAUUUGGUUUUGUCAUGAUCAGAUCAGACUGAGGGGUUAGCUUUAUGCCUAGCUAGGCUAGCUGGCCAACAUAGCCCAAUGUAACUAUUAAGUUAAAGUAGCUGAGUCAGAGAAGGUUAGAGAAAGUGGUUUUGGUUGAGUUGUUACAGAAUUAGCUAACUUCCAUAUCGGUUGCAUUUAUUUUUCCUAUGCAACAUUUUGCUCAUAGAAAAUGUCCCAGCUCUUCUUUGGAAAGCCAGCCCCUACCUUUCAGUCUACACCAAAACCUGGUCAUCAUCAUCCCUCAUCACCCAAGGACCCUGAACAAGGACAUGGGCCAGACCAGGACAUCCCUGAUGAGACAUUUUCGUUUGUGACACUGGACGAAAGCCAUCGACAGCAAAGUGAGGACUCCGGCAUCGACAUUUCAAGCAUCUCCAAUAGACGUAAUGUACACAAUAGUACUUCCAGCGAGCUCCCAGGUGAGGAGACUACGACUGCUCUCAGUUCAACGAUAGAGGAGAUAGGGAAGAAGGCCCAGGAUCUGAUAGAGAGAAUAAACCAGAGCCGAGCCAUGGACCAGGAAAUCAUGACCACCUUUGAGAACAAGUUAAUGAAUAAGGUGAGUGAGGUGUGCCAGCAGGUGAAGGAGCAGAUGUUCAGCAGCUAUGAGGAGCAUGGCCAUGGGAUGGAGGCCAAUUUACAGGAGCUGUCUGAGGUGCUGGAGAGGAGCAGUCAGCUCAGUAUGGAGCUGCAGGGAGCCAGUCGGACCUUGUCAGCCAUCAACAACAGCCUGCAGCAGACGGCUGAGAACUGACAUCUACCCAGCCAUUCAUUUAUUUAAACUGCCUUACAGCAUCCCGACUUCUGGGA
Molecule: messenger RNA, 958 nt
Organism: Salvelinus fontinalis (brook trout)
Lineage: Eukaryota; Metazoa; Chordata; Actinopteri; Salmoniformes; Salmonidae
Product: synaptonemal complex central element protein 2-like
Exons: 4
Coding region: 318-902 (194 amino acids)
Biological process (GO): synaptonemal complex assembly
Cellular component (GO): central element
Source: RefSeq, a predicted model, not a curated record